Molecule: messenger RNA, 560 nt
Organism: Nicotiana tabacum (common tobacco)
Lineage: Eukaryota; Viridiplantae; Streptophyta; Magnoliopsida; Solanales; Solanaceae
Source: RefSeq, a predicted model, not a curated record
GAACAAAGCAAAGGCAACCAAAGUGAAGUCAAUACCAAGAACAUAAAAACCCACAAAAAACUCGUCGAUCGCGAAUUUCCCCCCUCGAAAUCGAUCAAAAAACGCUAUGAUCCCUAACGGAGUUGAAGAUGAAGAGAAAUUUCUAGCAGCUGGAAUCGCCGGCCUUCAACAGAAUGCUUUCUACAUGCAUCGCGCUCUUGAUUCGAAUAAUUUGAAAGAUGCACUCAAAUAUUCAGCUCAGAUGCUAUCGGAGCUCCGAACUUCAAGGCUUUCCCCUCACAAAUACUACGAGCUAUAUAUGCGGGCAUUUGAUGAAUUGAGAAAGCUAGAAAUUUUCUUUAAGGAGGAGACGAAGCGGGGUUGCUCGAUUGUUGAGUUGUAUGAACUCGUUCAGCAUGCUGGCAACAUUUUGCCUAGACUGUAAGUUGUAGUGAUGAUCCAGCUGUAUCUUCUUCUUUUGCUCGAUUUCUUAAAAGCUUUAUCUUGUAGUUCUUCAGCAACUGAUCUUAUGUUUGCGAAUUGGCUUAAAGGUUGUACUGUGUAACUAUUUCAUAUGUCUC